UUAUAAUUUGUGUACAUUUAUAAUUAAGAGAAAGAAACAACCUCAGCGCUCCGAAAAAGUGUUCCAUUCUCUCGUUGCAGUAGCAAACAGAAAGCAAUGGAAACCAACACACUCACACUCCCAAAACCCAAAAGGCAAAUCUUCAUUCUCUCAGGCCAAAGCAACAUGUCCGGUCGCGGCGGAAUCGUCAGGGCCCCCGAUCGCAAAUACUGGGACGGCGUCGUUCCGCCGGAGUGCAGCCCCCACCCCUCCAUCCUCCGCCUCGCCGCCAACCUCCAAUGGGAACCGGCAAACGAGCCCCUCCACGUCGACAUCGACACAGGCAAAGCCUGCGGCGUGGGCCCCGGCAUGGCCUUCGUCAAUGCGCUGCGGCCGCGCGUGGGUGAGGAGGUGGGACUGGUCCCCUGCGCCGUGGGCGGCACCGCCUUAAAGGAGUGGGCGCGUGGGGAGGAACUGUACGAGAAUAUGGUGAAGAGAGCGAAGGAAAGCGUGAAAGGGCACGAGAAUUGCGAGAUCAAAGCGUUGUUGUGGUUCCAAGGAGAAAGCGACUCUCUGAACGACGAAGACGCUACAAUUUACAAGGUUACCAUGGAGACCCUCAUCCACAAUGUUCGACAAGACCUUAAUUUGCCAUCUCUUCCCAUUAUUCAGGUUGCGUUAGCAUCGGGAUUUGAGUUCAUAGAGAAAGUGAGAGAAGCACAAAAAGCUAUUGAUCUUCCAAAUGUGAUUUACGUUGACGCAGAGGGAUUGCAAUUGAAGGAAGAUAAUCUUCACUUAACCACCGAGUCUCAAGUUAAGUUGGGUGGCAUGUUGGCUCAGGCUUAUCUCAAACAUUUUCAUGUCUAACUUCAUGGAAAUCAAGUCCAAGUUUAACCCCUUUUCUACUUUCAGUAAUCGAUUAUGGUUUUUUAUAUGUGGGAGAUGAUUGUGUGUGAGAGCUUGUAUUUCCGAACAUAUAUAAUAUUAUUAUCAAAUAAUAUUAUUAUCAAGUUUUUAGUUAUUCAA
Molecule: messenger RNA, 1005 nt
Organism: Vigna unguiculata (cowpea)
Lineage: Eukaryota; Viridiplantae; Streptophyta; Magnoliopsida; Fabales; Fabaceae
Product: carbohydrate esterase, putative (DUF303)
Source: RefSeq, a predicted model, not a curated record